Schistosoma spindalis is the source of this 681-nucleotide messenger RNA. The record is from the annotation of a GenBank genome assembly. Lineage: Eukaryota; Metazoa; Platyhelminthes; Trematoda; Strigeidida; Schistosomatidae.
AUGUCAUAUCACCAAGAAAAAUUAAAAUUUAAGGAGCCUGCAACGCCAGAUCCGACCUGCGCGUUGCGUCUAGUAUUCGACUUAAGUACAAUACGUAACGUGCAGCAGGGAGUAUGCUUUCUGGGAUUAUCUUGUGCAGAAGAAUGCUCAAAUAUGCUUCAAUCAUCCAAACAUGUAAGAGUUCAGUGGUGGCCGACACUGGAAAACCCAUGGGUCGAAGACUCUUUGGCUGAUGACGAUCUACUGAAGAGAAAACCAAUGGAUUACGAAAUUAGUCAAGCAGAAUAUGUAUGGGUGGAAAAAAUUUUGAAGAACACUAAAAUUCCGUUUCCUAAAAAUAUCGUGGCUCCAACACCUAGUGGCUGGAUACCCCCAAUCCCUGAAUUAUCAAAGGAUGUACCUUAUUCUGUCCGAAGGUCGAAAAAUCACAUGCUACCUGUCUAUUACACAGAGAAACAGAGAAAGAAAAAAGAGCAUACACAUGGGACUCGACAGCUGACAGUCAUUAGACAUGUUGAUGGAGAUAUGCAAGCUCUGGCUAAUGAUCUCCGAAAGCUUCUUCAACCGAAAUGCGAAGCUGGAUUGUUUCUUUGUCAAGUAGAUGAAGUAACACGUUGUAUAAAAAUUGAAGGGUUGUUCCAAGAAGAGGUAGCUAAAUUUCUUCUUAGUAAGGGGUUUUGA